AACUGCUCUACUGUGUUCAUCUGGUAACUAAGUGUCUAUACAGGGACCAGCACCUCUCCCUGCGCUGGAAGCUGGAGCAGGGAGAAGCAUUCCCACCGGGCAGCCAGCACAUGAGCCAGGCUGGCAAGAAGGGCCCUCUCCAGCCAUUGCAUCUCUCUGAGGGUGAGGAGCCCAGCUGCCCGGGUCACCCCCUCAUGCCAGGAGGCACCGGGUGAGGGCAGGGGGGGAGCUGUGCACGGGGAUGUGUCUGCACCCCCCAACCUUGGCUGCCACUUUGGAUUUUGACGCUCACCCCUGUGAUUUCCUAGGAUGGCCCGGUUUGGAGAUGACCUGCCCACCCGCUAUGGGACGGGAGUGCCAGCGGGAGCUGGCAGGGGCAGCAGCCGGCAAGGUGGCCCCCAGCCCGGCCAGAGGAUGUACAAGCAGUCCAUGGCACAGAGGGCGAGGACCAUGGCUCUCUAUAACCCCAUCCCCGUCAAGCAGAACUGCUUCACCGUCAACAGAUCCCUCUUCAUCUUCAGUGAGGACAAUGCCAUCCGCAAAUAUGCCAAAAGGAUCACUGAGUGGCCUCCAUUUGAAUAUAUGAUUUUAGCCACAAUCAUUGCCAACUGCAUCGUUUUGGCUCUGGAACAGCACUUGCCGGAACAUGACAAGACCGAUAUGUCUGAGAGGCUGGACGAUACGGAACCAUACUUCAUUGGCAUCUUCUGCUUUGAGGCUGGCAUAAAGAUCAUAGCCCUGGGCUUUGUAUUUCACAAGGGCUCGUACCUCCGGAACGGCUGGAAUGUCAUGGAUUUCGUGGUUGUGCUGACAGGGAUCCUGGCGACAGCUGGGACAGAUUUUGACCUGCGGACGUUGAGAGCGGUUAGGGUCUUGCGACCCCUGAAACUGGUUUCGGGGAUCCCCAGUCUGCAGGUGGUGCUGAAGUCCAUCAUGAAGGCGAUGGUUCCGCUACUACAGAUCGGAUUACUCCUGUUCUUCGCCAUCGUCAUGUUUGCCAUUAUCGGGCUGGAGUUUUAUAUGGGGAAGUUCCACAAAACCUGCUUCUCUAACGAAACCGGUGAACCUAUCGCUGAUUACCCAUGUGGGGAGCUACCGGCCCGGACCUGUGAUAACGAGACGUCAACGUGUCGGCUUUAUUGGAAAGGACCAAAUUUUGGCAUCACUAACUUUGACAACAUCCUGUUUGCGGUGCUGACGGUGUUUCAGUGUAUCACCAUGGAGGGCUGGACGGACAUCCUGUACAACACGAAUGACGCCGUGGGAGCGAUGUGGAACUGGCUGUAUUUCAUUCCUCUUAUCAUCGUCGGCUCCUUCUUCAUGCUGAACCUGGUCCUGGGUGUCCUGUCAGGGGAGUUUGCCAAAGAGCGUGAGCGGGUGGAGAACCGCCGUGCCUUCCUCAAACUGAGACGACAGCAGCAAAUUGAGCGCGAGCUCAACGGGUAUCUUGAGUGGAUCUUUAAAGCAGAGGAAGUUAUGCUGGCAGAAGAAGACAAAAAUGCGGAGGAAAAGUCGCCCUUAGACGUGCUGAAAAGAGCCACCAUUAAGAAGAGUAAGAAUGACCUCAUACACGCCGAGGAGGGGGAGGACCACUUCACCGACAUCUGCUCCGUGGGAUCCCCCUUUGCCCGCUCGAGCCUGAAGGGUGGAAAGAAUGAAAGCUCGUCCUACCUCCGCCGCAAAGAGAAGAUGUUCCGGUUCUUCAUCCGCCGCAUGGUGAAAGCGCAGAGUUUCUAUUGGUUCGUUCUGUGCGUGGUGGCGCUGAACACACUCUGUGUCGCCAUUGUACACUACAACCAGCCGGCGUGGCUCACCAGAGCCCUGUAUUUUGCAGAGUUUGUGUUCCUGGGACUGUUUCUGACGGAAAUGUCCAUGAAGAUGUACGGGCUGGGGCCUCGCAACUAUUUCCACUCCUCCUUCAAUUGCUUUGACUUUGGGGUAAUAGUGGGAAGUAUAUUUGAGGUGAUCUGGGCAGCGGUGAAACCUGGGACAUCGUUUGGGAUCAGCGUCCUCCGAGCUCUGCGACUUCUCCGUAUCUUUAAGGUCACAAAGUACUGGAACUCGCUGCGGAAUCUGGUGGUCUCGCUGUUGAACUCCAUGAAGUCUAUCGUCAGCCUCCUCUUCCUCCUCUUCCUCUUCAUCGUGGUGUUUGCUCUCCUGGGGAUGCAGCUCUUUGGGGGACAGUUUUACUUUGAAGAAGAGACACGAAAUACAAAUUUCGACACUUUCCCUACAGCCAUCUUAACAGUGUUCCAGAUCCUGACAGGAGAGGACUGGAACAACGUCAUGUACUUCGGCAUUGAGUCACAAGGGGGCGUCAGCAAAGGGAUGUACUCCUGCAUUUAUUUCAUUAUCCUGACGUUGUUCGGAAACUAUACGCUGCUGAAUGUAUUCUUAGCCAUUGCUGUGGACAAUCUGGCGAAUGCGCAAGAACUGACCAAGGAUGAGGAGGAGAUGGAGGAGGCGACCAAUCAGAAGUUGGCGCUGCAGAAAGCCAAGGAGGUGGCGGAAGUCAGUCCCAUGUCGGCUGCGAAUCUUUCAAUCACAGCUUUUGUAAAGCAAACUCAAGGUGCAAUAUGUCGCAGCCCGUCUGUCUCCAACCUUAAUUCACCACAGCAAAACUCAACCAAAUGUCGGUCAGUGUGGGAGCAACGUACCAGCCAGAUCCGCAUGCACAAUUUCCGCGCCAGCUGUGAAGCCCUCUAUAGUGAGCUGGAACCCGAGGAUCGACUACGAUAUGCAACCACGCUGCGUCUCAGGCCCGACAUGAAGAGUCACAUGGAUCGACCAUUGUUGGUGGACUCCCAGGACUCUACUGAGACAAAAGAUGGCAGCCCAGACCCACUACCUCCAAAUGAAACAGAACCAGGUCCUGAGGUAACUACGGAAACAGCACCACGAAAACACCGGCAUAGAGAGGGUGGAGCUGGCGAAACCAAUGGUGGCAGCCGGGAGAAUGGUAAUCACAAUGGCGACUCUGGCAGCAAUGACAGAGAAGAACGUCAUCGCCAGCACAGAAGUCGUAGUAAAGAAGGGGAAGGUGGAAAAGAAGGAGGAAGAGGAGAACGGAACCGGAGUCAAGAAAGGGGGAAGAGGCACCAUCGAAGGGCUUCUCCUGAAGAGGGGGCAGAAAGGGAGCACCGACGACACCGCACACACCGCCAUUCGGCCGAGAGGCAAGGCAAAGAAGGCAACGGCCAACCGCCUUCUGGUGGGAAAGGUGAGAGGAAGUCUCGGCACCGUGGAGGUGGAUCGAGGUCUGGCAACAGAGACGGCGGCGACGGCACGACUCGAGGAGUGGGAGAAAAUGGGGAGGAGCUCCCACGGUCAAGACACCGGAACAGGCACAAAGCACUUUCCACAUAUGAUGCAGAGGACAAGAAGGAAAACAAAGAGGUAGAGCCGGGAGAGAGGGAACAUCGCAAUCACAGGCUGAGGGAUCACCACAAUGAGGCCGAGGUUCCCGUCAGCGGGCUGCAGCAGUUGCCGGAGCAGUCGGAAGACGCCGAUAACCAGAAGAACGUGAACAGGAUGGCCCAACCUCAUCCAGACCGCUCCAGCACAGUCAAUAUACCGGUGACCAUCACUGGGCCGCCGGGAGAGACUGCCGUCAUACCAAUAAACAACGUGGAGUUCGAUGUCAAAUCUGAGGAAAAAAAGGAGAUGGAGGCGGAUGACCAGACCAAAAAUGGACCAAAGCAGAUCCUGCCUUACAGCUCCAUGUUCGUUUUCAGUUCCACCAACCCAGUCCGUCGUCUGUGUCACUACAUCGUCAACCUACGGUACUUCGAGAUGGUCAUCCUGGUGGUAAUCGCAUUGAGCAGCAUUGCGCUGGCGGCAGAAGACCCCGUGCAGGCGGACGCACCUCAUAAUGAUGUGCUGAAAUAUAUGGAUUACAUCUUCACCGGGGUUUUCACCUUCGAGAUGGUGAUAAAGAUGAUUGACCUGGGGCUGCUCCUACAUUCCGGCGCCUAUUUCCGGGAUCUGUGGAACAUUCUGGAUUUCAUCGUGGUCAGCGGGGCGCUGGUGGCGUUCGCCUUCUCAGGGAACAAAGGAAAAGAUCUGAACACCAUUAAGUCUCUGCGGGUUCUACGGGUCCUGCGGCCCUUGAAGACCAUCAAGCGACUGCCCAAGUUAAAGGCGGUGUUUGACUGUGUGGUGAACUCUUUGAAGAACGUGUUGAACAUUCUCAUCGUUUACAUGCUCUUCAUGUUCAUCUUCGCUGUCAUCGCGGUCCAACUCUUCAAGGGCAAGUUCUUUUACUGCACGGAUGAGUCCAAGGACCUAGAGAAAGACUGCAGGGGAGAGUACUUAAACUACGAAAAUGAUGACGUGCGGGCUCAAGCAAGGCAGUGGAGGAAGUAUGAGUUCCACUACGACAACGUCCUCUGGGCUUUGCUGACUCUGUUUACUGUCUCCACUGGAGAAGGGUGGCCCAAUGUCCUCAAGCACUCUGUGGAUGCCACCUAUGAAGACCAAGGUCCCACGCCUGGCUUCCGGAUGGAGAUGUCCAUUUUUUACGUGGUCUACUUUGUGGUCUUCCCUUUCUUCUUUGUCAACAUCUUUGUGGCUCUGAUCAUCAUCACGUUCCAAGAGCAAGGUGACAAAGUCAUGUCGGAGUGCAGUCUGGAGAAGAAUGAGAGGGCCUGCAUUGACUUUGUCAUUAGUGCCAAGCCCCUAACACGGUACAUGCCUCAAAAUCGCCAGUCGUUUCAGUACAAGAUGUGGCGGUUCGUGGUGUCCCCUCCGUUUGAGUACUUCAUCAUGGUAAUGAUCGCUCUCAACACUAUAGUGCUGAUGAUGAAGUUCUACGGAGCAUCCAGUACGUAUGAGGAGAUGCUGAAAUGUCUAAACAUCAUCUUCACAUCGAUGUUCUCACUGGAGUGUAUCCUGAAAAUCAUCGCUUUCGGUGUUCUGAACUAUUUGCGGGACGCCUGGAAUGUGUUCGAUUUUAUCACGGUCUUGGGAAGUAUUACUGAUAUUUUACUGACAGAGAUAGCGGAAAACUUCAUCAACUUGAGCUUUUUGCGACUUUUCCGAGCGGCUCGGCUGAUUAAACUCCUGCGUCAGGGCUACACCAUCCGCAUCCUUCUCUGGACCUUUGUGCAGUCAUUCAAGGCUCUCCCAUACGUCUGCCUUCUGAUCGCCAUGCUGUUCUUCAUCUACGCCAUUAUCGGCAUGCAGGUGUUUGGGAACAUUGGAUUGGUAGACGACAGCGCCAUCAACAGACACAAUAACUUUCGCACUUUUUUCCAAGCCCUGAUGCUCCUGUUUAGGAGCGCCACCGGGGAAGGCUGGCACGAAAUCAUGCUCGCCUGUCUCAGCCACAGACCAUGUGACCCGCGCUCCGGCAACUCCAGAGAUGAAUGCGGCAGCGACUUUGCUUAUUUCUACUUUGUCUCAUUUAUCUUCCUGUGCUCGUUCCUGAUGCUGAAUCUCUUCGUGGCAGUCAUCAUGGAUAACUUUGAGUACCUGACGCGAGACUCUUCCAUCUUGGGGCCUCAUCACCUGGAUGAAUUCAUCCGCGUCUGGGCAGAGUAUGACCCGGCUGCCUGCGGGCGCAUUGGUUACACUGACAUGUACGAGAUGCUACGACACAUGCCCCCUCCCCUUGGCCUGGGGAAGAAAUGCCCUGCACGUGUGGCAUAUAAGCGUCUUGUUAGGAUGAAUAUGCCCAUCUCCGAUACGGACCUCACCGUACACUUCACAUCAACUUUGAUGGCAUUAAUCCGGACUGCGCUGGACAUUAAACUGUCUUCAGGGGGAAUAAAACAACAUGAAAGUGACGCUGAGCUCCGAAAGGAAAUAUCAUCCGUCUGGCCCAACCUCUCGCAGAAAACCCUGGAUUUGCUCGUACCUCCUCAUAAACCGGAUGAAAUGACUGUCGGGAAAGUCUACGCGGCUCUCAUGAUUUUCGACUUUUACAAGCAGAAUAAAGGCAACCGGGACCAGUCCCACCAGCAGCCGGGGGUCCUCUCUCAGACUGGAACAGUCUCCCUCUUCCAACCGCUGAAAGCGACUCUGGAACAGAAUCUUCCCGCCCCGUUGGGCAACACCAAGAUGUUCCUGCGGCAGAAGAGCUCGGCGUCGCUGAAUAACGGCGGCGUGGUGCCCAACCAGGACACAGGAAUACGGGAGUCAAGUUCGUGGGGGACGCAGCCAGCUCCGGACCCCUUCUCCACCCCUCGGAGUACUGCAUUCCAGAGAGGUCACUCAGAGGAAAUACAUGCCCCAUGGCAGGCCAAACAGUCCGUGGAGAUGAAGGAAAUUGGGCAAAACUUGUCUAACGGCGGAGACCAUCCCACAGCGCUGGAGAACCAGGGCCGAGCGAUGUCCAUGCCACGUCUCGCCGCGGACGCUCAUCCAAUCACGGACAGCAGUCCCAUGAAGCGCUCUGUCUCCACGCUGACCCCUCCGCAGCGGCCUCAGCUGUACGAAUACUCGCUGGAGAAGGUGCCUCACGAGCGCAGCCACCAGCACCACCACCGAUGUCACCGGCGCAAGGAGAGGAAGCAGAAGUCCAUCGACAGGGCUCCGCAGAGCGAGGACACGGUAGAGGCCGCACCCCGAGAGAGGAGGCAAGAGAGAGGAAGGUCCCAAGAACGCAAGCAGCAGCAUCCAUCCUCAUCGGACAAACAGCGCUUCUACUCGUGUGACCGAUACGGCAGCCGUGACUCAGGCCACCCACGCCCUUCUGACCACAGCCGAGCGGCGUCACCCAGUUCUGCGCAGGAGCAUACAACCCAUAGACAGGGCAGUGGUUCGGGCAACGGGAGUCCACGUCUGACCAGCUCCGGUGCUAGCACCCCAUGCCGGGUCAUCCGGAGACAACUCCCCCAAACUCCUCUCACUCCUCGGCCCAGUGUUACCUACCGGACAGCUCACUCCUCCCCUGUGCACUUUGGGGGGCCCACUUACUCUCCUGGGCGGCUGAGCCGGGGCUUAUCAGAGCACAACACCUUGCUAUACAGCGAAUCUCCGAGCCCCUCAGCCUGCACAGUCACACGCAUUGGUUCUGACCCAUAUCUAGGGCCACGCCAAGAUGCAGACCGGUACUGCCCUCUCCCUGAGGACACAUUAACCUUUGAAGAGGCCAUGGCCAGCAACUCUGGACGUUCCUCUCGAACUUCCUAUGUGUCAUCCCUCACCUCCCAUUCCCACCAGCUCUGCAGGGUUCCAAAUGGCUACCAUUACACCUUAGGGCUCAACACUGGGCCUGGCACAGCUCCCCGAGUGCGAAGUUACUACCACGAAGCAGACGAGGAUGACUGGUGCUAGCACAGGGAAACAAAACAUGUUCCCACUCCCACCCCUACUUCAAUGGGAAGCUGAAGCAAGGCAAGCAUGGGGGCUGGAGAGGGGGCACUUGUUUGCGUUACUACUGAUGAGUUUUAUCAUCAGCUGGCAGAUCGCCGUGACAACAGAGCAUGUUACGGGAGAUCAGAGGCGGCCAUCUUGGGAGAAAUCGGAAAACAUGGCUGAACAGGAGCGGAUUUAAGGGAGAAGCAAGGAAUGAGCAGAGCAGCCGGACCGGGGCUCCGAUAAAACCGGUUCUGGCAUUGCGAUUUUGAGUCUUCCUUUAUGGGGAGUGUUAAGAUGAAUAUUUUAUAGUAAUCGGAAUACCAGAAGUAUGAGGGACGUUGGAAAGACGGAGGUUGGACAGAAAAGAGAGCAGCAAGAUUAAGAACACAAAAUAUUGAGGUUGUUUUCUUUUAUUAUUAUUUCUUUAGAUGUAAAGGAUACAAGGGAUUGAUUGUGCAGCCCUUCACCUGCCUAUGUCAUCCUUCACAAUUUCACCGGACGCUACUGACCACUCAGCAUCUCACCCAUUCUCCAUAGGUCAGCUCUUUGGAGGACAGGAGCUGCUGGGAACCGCCGACUGACAUGGACAGCCAUGAUCCAGUACCGUGUGCGGCUUUAUACCUUUACUUGCUCUCACGAUAGAUUCUUUUUUUGUUUUGUAAGAGAGUUGGUUAUUUCAAGCAUGACAUGUUGUUUGUUGGCACGAUGACCACACUAGAUGACGCUGGUUCGGUGGCUUGAUACAUCUAAGGAGGACCCUUCUAGGUCCAAGACGUGCCCUGUGUCUACCAGGUGACCGUAGAAUUUAUUUCGGAGCGGCAGGUGCCACACUGCUCGAAGACCGGAGUCAUGAUAACCCUUUGAGACGUUUGUGUUGUGUGUAUGUGUGCGCGCUACUAAUGUGCGAUGUAAGUUCUCAGUGCAGGAGGUUCAUCCAGUGCAUCCAACGUAGAGGCAAGGGGAGUCCUCUCGGCACAUAUCUGUUCUCUGUCCUAAAACUUACCAACAAGCCUUUCCUUUCCUCGGCAUAGCCUAAACUUUGGCAAUGCACAGGUCUGAGCAUGCGUGUCAUUGGUUCGUGUGUUCUUUACACAACGCAGUUGCACUAAUGUGUUUUUUUUUUUCUAGUGGUUUCCAUUUUAAUUGUAUUUAAAGCUCGUACGGGGAACCUCCUCCAUUGCAAAUUGAAGGACGCUCAUUCCCAAAGUCUUCGUAUCAGUCUGUCACACGUCUAGGCUUGUGGUCAUGUUUUGCACUGAGCAAUCCUGAAGACGGGAUGUCACAUAGCAGUCUAUAUUUUCCUUCUCCUUUAUUCCUCUAUGGUAACCAGUGCUACAGAUGAUUGUAUGACCGACCCUCGGAGCAGCGCAGCUGUAGGUUUGCUUAGGCUGGGCAUUUUUAUCCUGGUCUCCUGUGCCAUACAAUCGUAGAGGCGAAACGUUCUCUGCCCCGGUGCCAAACGCUUUGAAGUCUCCUUAGAGCUGCAGUCGACACUGUGCCAACCUUGUCAUGCCCGCUGUACCACAAUCAUGACGUUCCGCAAUGCUUAAGCUGUAUAUCUGUCCUAUGGCAAUAAGGCACUCCAUGACUUGGGACGGAUAAGAUUCUGUUAGUUCUGUGUGGCCUUCACAUUCAUAUGUAGCAUAUAACCCAGAUGGCAAGCACAACAUGGUAGAGGUUUAUGGUGGGCGCGAUACUGAGAACCAUUGUAUCUAUUCUGUGCAUAUUAUAUUACAAUAUUAAUCUAUUUUAAGGGCAAAGCUGAUUUUCCAAAGACAUUGUCAGGCAACGCGUGAAAAGCAGCGGUAGAGAUUAUAAUAUAUCACAUCUAUUCCUACAGGAAUAACUAAAGGGGCAUCUUCAGCCACUUAAUUUCUUUGUCUGGCCAGAAACUGAUGUCCGAUAGUUAGAUAUAGGGUAGAUAAAUCGGAUCAACCCAUCUAGUACCUGUUCCAUAUAUUUUUGCAGUAGUAAGUCACUUGUUGCACCUGCGGAUAAGUUGUAGUAACGUCAUUGGCACCUGGUGAGGUUUUUAUUAUUAAAAGUUACAAAAAAGGGUAUUACACAACUCUCUGUCUAGCACAAUACACUACGAAGUCAGACAUUUGGGGAGUGGUGUGUUACCACGUACAGGACCAUCACCAUUAACAUACGCCACUUUCAAAGUUGGCGCCUGGCGUGUUGCCGUAGUUCAUUUCAUUGCUAAGUGCCUACAUUUUACUGAUAAUGGUCUGAUGAAAGAGCCACGUCAUCGAUAUACCUGUUUGUUUCUCAUGUUAAAUCACCUUCUUCCGCUCCCUGUACUAGAACGCACCGUCUGAAAGCUAUGAGUGUUAUGUUUAAAAAAGGACCUUUAAAGGUAUAUUCUCUCAUGAUAAAUGCAUCCUUCUCAUUACACGAAAACAAAACCAGUCCGCCCAGCGUGAAGUCAGCUAGCACCCAGGUAUUAAGAUAUACACGGUGAACCAUGCAUGCCAAAUACCGGACACCUCCUGGUGCAAUUGGCACAUGACACACCCACUUCUAUGUUAAUGACGGCCUGGACUGCUAUGUUAAUGUAGAUACAUUUUUUUAGUACAAUUUUUAAUUCUGAGAUAACAGAGUUGGUUAACUGUUACAUAAAGUCUUAAUUCGUGACACUGCUUUCACUGUUUACGCGCUUAUUUUUAUACCGUUUUGGGGCAGUUUAACCAACUUCCAUCUCUUUAUGUGGUGCAGCCGUCAGCGCUGGUCGGUUUUCUAAACACUAAACACGUCAUUUGUGCCCAAAAAGACGGCGGGGUCACAGAACCACAUUAUCCGUCAUAUCAUACGUCAUCGAUGUAUCAGCACUGCACAGACGCAGUCACGUCAGAUAAGAGCACCCCAUUUCAUUAUCACCAUAACUGCAUGUCUAUAAUCACUCAUCUAACCGGAAAGGGCUUAUGGCUUAUUUGCGUACAAGCUGUAUAAAAAUACGGGAUUAUUUUGCAGCGUUUGAAUUUAAGAUGAAGGGUUUAAUUUGUAUUAUAAAGAAGAGGGUACAUGUGUAUAAUAGGUUCCUGCUCUCUCCUGCCUAUGUAAGCCCCUAUUUAUACAUCAGAAUUUCUACUAGGAUUACACGUUGUUGGAGCACCGAGUAAUUGCAUCAGAUUCAAUUUUAUAGACACAGUGGAUAAAUGGGGUCAAACGGAACCAGUCCGCAGUUACCUACAGGCCUAGACGCUGUAGGUGUAGAUACUGUAUCUACCACCCAAGCAUCCAACGCGCCCUUUAUUAGAUGGCGUCUGCGGAUGCAGAAAGGACCGUAUUCGCCCACAGGUUAAUGCAAGGCGUCGGUAGACGCCGAAAAAUUCACCUUGCAUCCAAGGCUGUGUCUCUCAGUCUCUCUCAUUUGAAGGCUUAUGGAUAAAUGCGACCAAAUCUUUUCUAUUUUUAUCCCCCCCUCCCCUAACACCAAGAACAAUAAAAACAAAAACAGGCACAAAUUUCACAUAAGAAAACAAAAAAUGUCAAAAAAAAAUAUGCUAUUUACAAAAAAAAUAUAUGAACAAAAAAAAACAUUUUGCGCUUGCAGCAUGGAAAUUGUCAUUUACCCCAACGAGGAAUUGGGACAUGUUUUAUAUGCUGGAUUACGCCCCCCUUCCCCCAUCCAUACACCUCCGCCUGGCUCUCCCGCUCACUGUGGGCUGUAAGGAUGGGAUUGCAGGGGUGCGAGCGAGCCAUUGAGCACGAUGGGGGCACGUGAAGCUCCUGUUUUAGACUACGACCUGCGCUACUGGGUAGGUGAGCGGGUGUGAGGGCACCCCUGGUCCUGCAGAAGUUGUGCAAACCAGAGAUUGAUCACAGAUACCGCAGGUGGUUCACCCGUAGAAGGGAGCAGUUAUACAUUACAAUGCAUGCACUUUAGUAAAGUCCAUCUGUCGUAGAAGGACCCGCUCUUCAUUAUCCGACCCUCUGGCACUGGACUGAUUGACAUAUUUGGGGUGAUGUAUGCUUUAUGCUAUGCACAGCUAUUUUUUAAAUUGCCGGCAUAUUUCACCUACUUUCCUUCUUUACCUUUGCAUCCAAAAAUUUAAGUACUUUGAGCUUAACGGAGGUCUUUCACUUUUUGAGUUUUCCAAAAGUUGGCAACUUUUUAUAAAUAUUUUUUUUUGUAGCACAUUGACAAGUUCUAUCGAAAAAUGGACCACCCGGUGAGCCGCAGGUAUACUGAAGUCAUGGGGAUUGUUUGCAAAAUUAGGAAUCCUGGAUUUCCUGUUGUUUGGCUAGUACACCAUUCCAUGUUUCAGAGGACCGUGCAUCUGAGCUGCAGCCCAAGUCAGUCUCAAACAUAUUUUAUUGAAUGUAUGUUUUCCGGGCUGCUUUGCUGUACAGUUCUCAGAAACUCCCACCACUGCCGUAACUGUGAAAACCAGUCCUGAAAUAUAGGUCCGAGCUGGGCUAACGUGUGUCUCAUCAGUUGUAGAACAAGUCCCAGUGGUAGGACAGGCUGGGGUUUGUAGUUCCACAACAGCUGGCGAUCAGCAGGAUAUCCUAACAUAGGACAUAAGGAGUCUAUCUGUUUUCGUUUUUUGCAGAACUUCUAGUUUUCUCUAGACGGGAAUGGCAAAUACCAGUUUGCAAUGAUUGUGAUUGCCCCUCAGGCAGAGGCAACUAAUUUGUAGGGGUAGAAAGUAGCAUUGAGAGCAGCGUUAAUCCCCAGAAGUGGCCGGUGUUGUCUGUAUGUGUGGCUGGAACGGCGGAAGUGUUACACAACGCAGCGCAUUAUUGGCUCUCCUUGUCAGCUGUUGCAACUUAAAAUCCUCCACUUAAUUGUUUGCAUCCCAAACCAGACCGAACUGCCCGUUCCUCGCAUAAUUAAUGUUUGCAUGUAAAACUAUAUACAUAUGAAAUUAUAAAAAGUAAAAAAAAAAAUAUGUAAAAAAACCAGAGAAAAAAACAUUACUUGCAUGAAAAAUGCUGAACAUCUCUUCGUACUCUUUUGAUACGAUGUAAUCAUCUGUUGGUUAUUUUUAUUUAUAUUUGAUAAUUGGGGGUUUGAUGCAAAACUUUCUAUGAAAAAAAAUAAAAAAAAAUGUUUUGAAAAUUAGACACAAUUUUUUUCCCUUGAACACACUGAAACAUUGAGCGGUCUGCGUCUGAAUAUUACCGCCCGGCGCAGACACUGGAUUGUGCGACUGAUUCUACAAUGACCAGUUUUGUAAGAAGCAAGAGGUCCUUGAAUUAAAAUAAAACUUGGCAAAUAAA
Messenger RNA from Pseudophryne corroboree (corroboree frog), 12531 nucleotides. It is a transcript of the gene CACNA1B, whose product is annotated as calcium voltage-gated channel subunit alpha1 B. Gene Ontology annotation, cellular component: voltage-gated calcium channel complex; membrane; neuronal cell body. Gene Ontology annotation, molecular function: high voltage-gated calcium channel activity. The record is from RefSeq and is a predicted model, not a curated record. NCBI's taxonomy places the organism in Eukaryota, Metazoa, Chordata, Amphibia, Anura, Myobatrachidae. Gene Ontology annotation, biological process: calcium ion import across plasma membrane; chemical synaptic transmission. The transcript has 47 exons. The coding region runs from base 310 to 7278 and encodes 2322 amino acids.